Molecule: messenger RNA, 1380 nt
Organism: Dentiscutata erythropus
Lineage: Eukaryota; Fungi; Glomeromycota; Glomeromycetes; Diversisporales; Gigasporaceae
Source: the annotation of a GenBank genome assembly
AUGUUGGGUGAGGAAGACAAAGACAAAUUAAGUGAGGAAGAAAGUGAAAAAAUUAUAGAAUCUAUCUCAAGACUGAAAAACAAUAUUGACAAGGACAGAGUUGAUAUUGUCAAUUGUAUCCAAGUAGGCUCAACGUUUCUACUAACAGUGAUUGUAGAUAACUACGCAGCAGAUAAAUACGCAGCACAAUUAAUUGUUUACAAAGAGAAAGAACCCGAUGUGAAUAUAAUUAUAGAAAAUAAUAAAAUAACUGUAUUACAGGCUGAAAAGGUGGCGCAAACAAUCGAGAAAGAAUUAUUUUCAUUAUUUUCAGACCAAAUAAAUCAACAAAAACAUAGAUAUGAUGUCGAAGAUUAUUUAGUAGAAGUUAAAGAUUGCAAUCAACUUUUACAAAAAAUUAAUAAAAUGCUAAAUGAAAAAUCCGAAUUACAAGCCGAAAUAAUUAAAAAGCUAGAAGUCGAAUUAAAAGAAGAAGAUGCUAAGGCUAUUCAAGAAAUAAAGAAGAUUAGAGACGAUUUAGCAAAGAUGGAAAAAGAAUUAGAAGAAGCUAAGGAAGAUUUAAAAUCUAAACAAAAAAAAAUUGAAGAAAUGGAAAAGCAGAUGGAAGAAAUUAAGCAGGAAGGAACGGAGAACCCAGAUAUAAAUAAUCAGCUGAAAAAAAUUCGAGAGAAUUUAAAAAACUCAUAUAAGAAAUUAGAAGACUAUGAAAAGAAUUUGACUAAUCCAGUUCUUCGAAAAGUAAAGCCACCAGUAAUGAUAGUGAAUAAAACAUUAAAUAAGUACACAAUGCAUACACUAAGUUUAGGAACAGCAAUCAAUUAUGUAGGUGGUGUAGUAUCGACUUCUGGUUAUGGUGUAAUUGGUGGUUGCAUAACUUUAGCUGGUUCAGCUAUUGACACUAUCACUUCUAAAAUAGAAGAAUUGGAUGAGAAAGGACAUGAAGCAUUAAUUACAUUAGAAGAAACUUGCCAAAGAUUAAGGAAAAUUUAUAAGACUUUGGUUGAACAAAAAAGAUUAGAAGUAGAACGUUUAGAAAUUUCGGAUUUUUCGGAUUUUUCAGAAUUAGUUAACAAGUUGCAAAAUAAUAUCAUUAAAGGAGCCGAGCUGGACAUAAUAGAUCAAAUUGAAAAAUUGAAAUAUAAAACGAAAGCUAUUGAUAAAGAGUUAAAAGAAUUAAUAAAAACUCAGCAAGAACAGUCGACCGAAUCCAUUUCUCAGGAAGAACAGUCAACUAAAUCCAUUUCUCAGCAAGAACAGUCAACCAAAACCAUUUCUUCAUCUAGUCGAGAAUUAGAAGAUAUUAAUCGAUUAAGGCUAGAGACCGGAACCAGUUAUAAUCCUUUAAACCAACUUAAUUCAAUUCUUUCACAUUUGUACUGA